ACUCAAGCUCAACUCUUUGUUUUUAGUAGUUAUAUAAGAUAGAGGAGAAGAGGCAUACCACAUAACAAAACCUCAUCGAACUCCAUGGCUUCCACCAUCACCAAUCCUUUGCUUUCUUCACACUUCUUUGGGACUAAAAUCUUGGUCUCUCCUCCAACCCCAAAAACCAUCACCAAAUCACCACUUCCAUUCCAUCCCAUCUCCAAAAGAAAGUAUCUAAUUACUCAAAAUAUUCUCAACAAAAAACCCAAUUCUUCACAACCCUUAAAAUCUCUACCAUCCAAAGCUACCUUAGCUGCUCUUAUCUUCUCUACUCUCACUCCACAACCACAAGCUCUAGCUCUAGACAAUCCCACACCACCUCAACCCCCACCUGUAAUUGAAGCCCAACCCACCAAACCCAGUCUCACAAAUCCCUCACCUUUCUCACAAAACCUUCUUCUCACAGCCCCGAAGCCUCAAACCCAGAACACUUCUGACAUCCCUGAUGGUAGUCAAUGGAGAUACAGCGAGUUUUUGAAUGCAGUGAAGAAAGGGAAAGUGGAAAGAGUCAGAUUCAGCAAAGACGGUUCUGCCCUUCAGCUCACCGCCAUCGAUGGCCGCCGAGCCUCCGUGAUUGUCCCCAACGACCCGGACCUUAUCGACAUUUUAGCAAUGAACGGCGUCGAUAUUUCGGUCUCAGAGGGUGACUCUGGCAACGGGUUGUUCAGUUUCAUCGGUAAUCUUAUAUUCCCAGUUCUUGCUUUUGCUGGACUUUUCCUUCUCUUCCGCAGAGCUCAAGGUGGGCCCGGCGGACCUGGUGGGCUCGGUGGCCCAAUGGACUUUGGAAGAUCCAAAUCAAAGUUCCAAGAAGUCCCAGAAACCGGUGUUACAUUCUCCGAUGUUGCUGGUGCUGACCAAGCUAAACUGGAAUUGCAAGAAGUUGUUGAUUUCUUGAAAAACCCAGAUAAGUACACAGCUCUAGGAGCUAAAAUACCAAAAGGGUGUUUGCUAGUUGGGCCUCCCGGUACAGGGAAGACCCUAUUGGCUAGAGCAGUGGCCGGAGAAGCCGGCGUGCCGUUUUUCUCUUGUGCUGCUUCGGAGUUUGUGGAAUUGUUUGUGGGAGUUGGGGCCUCGAGAGUGAGGGACUUGUUCGAGAAGGCAAAGUCGAAAGCACCCUGCAUUGUGUUUAUUGAUGAGAUUGAUGCAGUGGGGAGGCAGAGAGGGGCAGGGCUUGGAGGUGGGAAUGAUGAGAGGGAGCAAACUAUUAAUCAGCUCUUGACUGAGAUGGAUGGAUUUUCGGGUAAUUCGGGUGUGAUUGUGUUGGCUGCCACUAAUAGACCGGAUGUGCUUGAUGCAGCUUUGUUGAGGCCUGGCAGGUUCGAUAGGCAGGUCACUGUGGAUAGGCCUGAUGUUGCUGGUAGAGUUAAGAUUCUUCAGGUGCACUCUAGAGGAAAGGCACUCGCAAAGGAUGUGGACUUUGACAAGAUUGCAAGAAGAACCCCAGGAUUUACCGGGGCUGAUUUGCAGAAUCUGAUGAAUGAAGCGGCUAUUCUUGCAGCCAGGCGUGACCUCAAGGAAAUAAGCAAGGAUGAGAUAUCUGAUGCACUGGAAAGGAUCAUUGCUGGCCCAGAGAAGAAAAAUGCUGUAGUCUCAGAUGAGAAGAAGAAACUAGUUGCUUAUCAUGAGGCCGGGCAUGCUCUAGUUGGUGCAUUGAUGCCUGAAUAUGAUCCUGUGGCCAAGAUAUCCAUUAUUCCUCGUGGCCAAGCUGGUGGACUUACCUUUUUCGCUCCAAGUGAAGAGAGGCUUGAGUCUGGACUGUACAGUAGAAGUUACCUGGAGAAUCAGAUGGCUGUUGCCCUUGGUGGAAGAGUUGCUGAAGAGGUGAUUUUUGGCGAUGAGAAUGUGACCACAGGAGCGUCGAAUGACUUCAUGCAAGUUUCACGAGUGGCGAGGCAGAUGGUUGAAAGAUUUGGUUUCAGCAAAAAAAUUGGGCAAGUUGCCAUCGGUGGUCCUGGUGGAAAUCCCUUUUUGGGUCAACAGAUGUCAUCCCAGAAAGAUUAUUCUAUGGCUACUGCUGAUAUAGUUGAUGCAGAGGUUAGGGAACUGGUAGAGAAGGCAUAUUCAAGGGCGACGCAUAUCAUAACAACCCACAUUGACAUCCUUCACAAGCUUGCUCAACUACUCAUAGAGAAAGAAACUGUUGAUGGGGAGGAAUUCAUGAGUCUCUUCAUUGAUGGAAAAGCCGAGUUAUAUGUGGCUUGAUUCCACUCUCGAGAGUCAAAAUCUUGUUGUAUUAUAGAUUUCAUAUAGGCAUGUACACAUUAAGAACCAAUUAAUUAUUUCAUUAAUUAAAAAAAAUAGCAAAACAUUUG
Quercus lobata is the source of this 2354-nucleotide messenger RNA. RefSeq names its product FtsH extracellular protease family (gene VAR1). Bases 85 to 2244 code for a protein of 719 amino acids. Gene Ontology annotation, molecular function: ATP binding; ATP hydrolysis activity; metalloendopeptidase activity. Gene Ontology annotation, biological process: proteolysis. Gene Ontology annotation, cellular component: chloroplast thylakoid membrane. The record is from RefSeq and is a predicted model, not a curated record. The transcript is spliced from 5 exons. NCBI's taxonomy places the organism in Eukaryota, Viridiplantae, Streptophyta, Magnoliopsida, Fagales, Fagaceae.